Anopheles coustani is the source of this 1138-nucleotide messenger RNA. It is a transcript of the gene Spase22-23, whose product is annotated as signal peptidase complex subunit 3. The coding region runs from base 186 to 725 and encodes 179 amino acids. Lineage: Eukaryota; Metazoa; Arthropoda; Insecta; Diptera; Culicidae. The transcript has 4 exons. Gene Ontology annotation, cellular component: membrane; signal peptidase complex. The record is from RefSeq and is a predicted model, not a curated record. Gene Ontology annotation, biological process: protein targeting to ER.
UGACAGUUGUUUGCGUCGUGUCGUUGUGUGUCGAGAAAAGUACCGAAAGCCGAUUCGGCGGACAAUUUUCUAUUGCUUAAAGUACUUGUUUGGUCUGCUGAACAACUAUCAAAUAGUUCACCUGGCCGCAACAGCACGGCCCUAACUUCGGCUUCCAGCGACAGUGAUUGAUAAACACAUCCAAAAUGCAUACUGUAAUGACCCGUGGUAACGCUAUCCUUGCGUACUCCCUGAGCGUCCUUUCGGUCCUUACGUUCUGCUGUUUUGCCUCCACGUUCUUCUACGACUAUCGCACGGAUGCUAAAAUCAACACGGUCAAGGUGCUGGUUAAAAAUGUACCCGACUUCAGUGCUUCGCGGGAGAAGAAUGAUCUCGGUUUCAUCACGUUCGAUCUCGGGACCGAUCUGAACCCCUUGUUCAACUGGAAUGUGAAGCAGUUGUUCCUGUAUCUCACUGCCGAGUACACUACGGAGCAGAACGCACUGAAUCAGGUUGUGCUGUGGGAUAAGAUUAUCCUUCGGGGCGAGAAUGCGAAUCUGGACUUUAAGAACAUGAACACAAAGUACUACUUCUGGGACGAUGGAAACGGUUUGAAGGGACACCAAAACAUAACGCUCACCCUGUCGUGGAACAUCAUCCCUAACGCGGGGCUGCUACCGAGCGUGUUUGCCCACGGCCAGCAUUCGUUUAAGUUUCCCGAAGCCUACAUCGCGUCACCCGUCUAGUCGUCGAACGGACGCCUGCCGGCUGAGCGAAUACUUGCAGCGGCAGCAGGAGGAAGAACGAGAAACGGAAGAGCUAAUCCAGCUCAUACCAUCAUCAACUAGCUCGAUUGUAUUAUCCAUCUUUAACAUUUUUCAGUGCGAACGUUAAAAAAGGAUGGAAAACAAACUCUAGCACGCGAAAGACGCCGUACCGUUCCAAUCUCAAUUGGGUCCGAUCGCAAGGCUGUUCACUUUGGUACAACUUUGGGCAAAGCAAAUAAAACACACACUAGGAAAAUUAUGUCUUGGCGGAUAGUUGCUUUCAAACGGAUAGUGGCGUAGAUUCAAUGCAUUACCGGAUUACCAUGCUUUGAAACGAUCGUUUCAGACGACGUGACUUUCCGCACGAAUCGAAAACAUUGAUUUUGAAAUAC